Molecule: messenger RNA, 1065 nt
Organism: Striga hermonthica
Lineage: Eukaryota; Viridiplantae; Streptophyta; Magnoliopsida; Lamiales; Orobanchaceae
Source: the annotation of a GenBank genome assembly
AUGCUCGUCCGCCUCCUCGGCUCCGGCGACCUCGGCCGCGUCUUCCUCUGCCGCCUCCGCGACAGCGAACAUGCCGCAUUCGCCCUUAAGGUGGUCGACCGCGACGCCCUCACCUCCCGGAAGCUCGCCCACGCGCAGACGGAGGCGCGCGUCCUAUCCACCCUCGACCACCCUUUCCUCCCCACUCUCUACGCCCGCCUCGACGCCUCCCACUACACCUGCCUCCUCAUCGACUAUUGCCCCAACGGCGACCUCCACUCUCUCCUCCUCCGCCAGCCCCGCCGCCGCCUCCCCCUCUCAGCCGUCCGAUUCUACGCCGCCGAGGUCCUCCUCGCCCUCGAGUACCUCCACGCGCGGGGCAUCGUCUACCGGGACCUCAAGCCGGAGAACAUCCUCAUCCGGGAGGACGGCCACGUCAUGCUGUCGGAUUUCGACCUGUGUCUCGAGUCCGACAUUGCCCCGAGGCUCGAAACUCAGAUCCGGCGCCGGAGGCGGAUGGAGAGGGUGACGGAGUUCGUGGCGGAGCCGACUGCGGCGUUCUCGAAGUCGUGUGUCGGGACGCACGAGUAUCUGGCGCCGGAGAUUGUUUCAGGCGGGGGCCACGGCAGUGGGGUCGACUGGUGGGCGUUCGGAGUGCUAAUCUACGAGCUGCUGCAGGGGACGACGCCGUUUAAGGGAGGGAGCACGGAGUCCACGCUCCGGAACAUUGCAUCUGCCGGAGGAGUGAAGUUCCACGUGGCGGAUGGUGAGGAGGCGGGAAUGGGAGAGGCGAGGGACCUGAUAAGGAGGCUCCUGGUGAGGGAUCCGAGGAAGAGGCUGGGGUGGGCCCGAGGAGCUGCCGACAUCAAGCGCCACCCGUUUUUCGACGGGAUCAAGUGGCCGCUGAUUAGGAUGUACCGGCCGCCUGAGGUGCCGGGGCUGGCCGUCAGGAGGAGCCGACACGUGGGCGCCACGUCACCAAGGAGGCGGCGGAGCAUCUGGAAGAGGCUCAGCCGUUGGGUGAGGAUUAAAGGUUGUCGACGCGGAUUCAACUCAAAUUCCAAUUAUUAUUCCUACAGAUGUUAG